This is a messenger RNA of Amoebophrya sp. A25, 2509 nucleotides long. The record is from the annotation of a GenBank genome assembly. Lineage: Eukaryota; Dinophyceae; Syndiniales; Amoebophryaceae.
AGGUGAUUUAGAUAACCAGGAAUUCUAAAGACUCCCGAAGAUUCUUCAUCACAAAGACAAAGAAGAUGUCCCGCAUUCUCUUGCUUAUCUUCGUCCUUUUACACUUCGGCCUCGUCUCGAGAGCGGAAGUUCCCACAACGACUACAACUCCCAUAUGGGGUAUCUCAGAGCACCAGGUGGAGGCCUAUCGUGGCUGCGUGCGGACUGCGGUGUUGUCACGUUUGAAGGACCUCUACGCGACUUCCCUUGACAACAGUAUCGAGAACCAAGAAAGAAGGGACAGCGAACAGCUCUUGGAUUUUACGCCUGGCCGCAUUGUCCCACAUGAUUUCCACGUUUUAGAAGCAAUCCAACCGGAAGAUAUCGCUCAAGUGGAGGAAGUCGACGUCUCGGUGGAUUUGGAGAACAAAGUCUUCGUGCGGGUUCCGGUUUUGGUGCAAAAUCGGGGCUGCAGCUUUGCAAAUUGGAAGGCGAACCGGGAUUAUCGCUUGAUUUUGGAGCAUGUGCAGCCACGGGAGGCCGUCGAGAACCGAGCUUGGAUUGAAGCGGCGCUGAGACUUCGUCGUGAGGUGGUAGUUGAUGUCGAAGGCCAGAAUCGGGACACACACAUGAACUUCUCGUCGUGGCUCUCGUUUCUUUCCUCCAUACGUCGCACGAACGACAUGGGUGGACCCGUGACGACUCGAUUUAGAGAGCCAUUUGGAGACUUGUCUCCCACUGUUUUGCGCUAUAUUCGGGAAAUCAUUGUGGAUUUGGAUUGGGUCCUUAAGAUAUUAUUGGAGACAAGGAGACGUGCUCGUGAAAUGGGUGAUGGCAUUCCAGAACGGCCAGACUCUGAUACAGCAACUAAAAGUAGAGGUCUUCGUAUUGCCGAAAUUGGUGUGGGGCAUGGUGCUUUUGCGUAUUGCCUGGUGAAGUACCUGGAGGCGAUGGACAGGAAGGGCCAGAAGAGUAAAACUGAAACCAUUUUUCAACUAGAACCGACAGUGGAAUCGUACACCCUCGUAGACUUACCCGAGGUCCAAGAAUUGGCUUAUCUACAACUAAACGCACUUGGGGUUCCGAAGGAAAAGGUCAGGUUUUUCGACAAUUUGGAAAUUCUACCAAGAACUUCUGCGUUGACAAUAGUGCCUGAAAGCGUGCAAAAACUGCAAGUAGAAGGUGGAGCUGCGACAACCAGCACAGAUGAUCAGCGGGUGCAGGUAGCGAACACGCUAGCAGGGACCGACAAGGAUGUUGACCUUAAUGAAGAAGUGUCUGCAGAUGCUCAGAAGACAGAAGAUGCAGGGAAAAAAUUGAAACGGUCAGCCGAAGUCUUUGAAUCUGAGGACAUUGUGCGUGUACGCGAGUCGCUGUUUCCAAGACGAGAGAGGUUUCAAGCUGGAGAUUAUGGGACACUAUUCUUCGAGUUCAGUUGUUUACAAGGUUCUAUCCUUGACAUGGGAACUCAGCCCAAACAGUAAAUUUUCCCACUCAACACCUUAACUCCACCGUUGGAGACACUUUAUUCGCCAGGGAGUUUUGCCUCCUUUGAAGGAGUCCUUUCCCUGGGGAUGAAACACUUCCUCUAAGUCCCACCCCGACAAGAUUUGUGCAUAUCAAACUAUGCCUUCAGCGAGUUGCGUUCCAGAGCUGCUGCAGAUUUCUAUGUCGAGAAAGUCUUCGCUCAUUGCGAGUUUGUAGCUUUGCAGUAUAUACCGGAAUUCGCGCCAGGACUAGCGAUCGACAUGGACAACGAGUAUCUAGGGAAAAUAGCUAAGGCGAUGUCAGAGUCAGACUCAUCAGAUAAGGAGGUAGAGAAGGACGAAAUUGUGGAUAUGCAGAAGUAUGGUUUUUACGACCUCCGAGUGGAAAAGACGAACGAAAGAACUACGAAACCGUCUGUCCGCCAUGUGGUUCCAUCUCCUGCGGAUCACCGAAGCACGAAAUUGGCUAUAUUUUGGCGUGAUCGGGAUCUUUCUUCAGGUGGAAUGCAAGGGUACGACCCAGAGGUGGCAAAAGUCGUCGACGGCUACAACGCUCGUCGUAUGAGACUCGAACGGAGGAAUAGCACAGUGUCUUCAGGGUAUGAUCCGUGAUCUUGACCUGCGACUUGUUUCGCGAAGCGAGUAUCAAAAGGUUUCACUUUUAGCCAUUUCUUCUUUUUCACCACUACCAGAUGAACUCUCCACCUCUCUCCACGACCUUGUUGCUUGGAAAGCCGAAAACUAUUGGAUUGAAAGCUGUGGCUUUAGGGCGAUCGUCAUCGAGUGAGCACGUGAAUCUCCGACCCAUGAUCAUCUAAGAAACUCGACCAUAGAAGUCUGCAAAUCCAACUGAAGACUCUACUUGUUAAGGUGGUGACUGUAACAUUGUCGCAAGAAGUUACUGUGCUGAAGAAGUUACUCAACAUAUUGUGUCUUUGCAGGGAGGACGGUCAAUGUUGGAAAGUGACGAAGCAGGUCCUUUGAAAAUGCCCAUAUAAAAAAGUUUAGUGGGAAACCGAUUGUAGAUGAACAUACCAAAAAAC